UAAGGAUUUAGAAGCAGACAGAAGUACCUAUCAAUGUAACAUCUGCAGGAAAAAUUUCAACCAAGCAUAUCCCUUACAAACCCACAUGAGGAGGGUACAUGGAGAUGGUAAAUCUUAUAGAUGUGGCUUGUGUUAUGUUUGUGGAAAGGUAUUCAAAAACUUACUCAAACAUCUGAAGAAGCAUAACUGGGAUAAAGAAAAACCUUAUAAAUGUGAUGUGUGUGGAAUGUCUUUAUCAGGAAAAUUAUGGAGACACAUGAUGACACACACUGGCGAAAAACGUUUUAAAUGUGAUAUUUGUCAGAGAAAAUUCAGAGCAAAAUCCAAUUUAAAGGUACAUUUGAGAACCCACACAAGAGAAAAAGCACGUAACAAUGGAAGCUGUGAGUGUGCUGUGUGUGGUAAGUUUCUAUCAGGUCAUUUAAAAAGACAUAUGAUCACACAUACUCGAGAUAAAAACUAUAAAUGUGAUGUAUGCCAGAUGAUGUUCAGGCACAAGUCAGAUUUAGAGAAACACAUGAUAAGACACACAGGUAAAAACCCACUUAAAAAUGGUGUUUCUGACGAAUUUCCCGCUCAACGUUCUGUUUUUCCAAACCACCCACUGUCACUUAAAGGUGUCAGAAAUUCCAAGUGUAAGGAGUCCUGUAGGAGUUCACGCAAUUUAAGUAGGCCAAAUAGAAGGUAUUCUCGAGAAGCUCUAGAUAAAUGUUACACAAGAGGAAAAGUGAUGAAUAAUUUAAGGUAUAAACCGAGAAACAAGAAAAGGGAUACAAGAGAAACACUUCUUACAUGUGCUAAGUGUGAAAAAACGUUAAGCAAAAAUGGACAUCAGAAGACACAUGAUGGUAAAAUACUUUGCGAUGAUUGUCAGAAACAAUUGAGGACGCAAAAAAGUGGUAAACUUAAGGAAUGUUAUGUAAAGUUAUUCAAAGAUGAUUGUCAGAAACAACUGAGGACGCAAAAAGGUGGUAAACUUAAGGAAUGUUAUGUAAAGUUAUUCAAAGACAUCGAAGGGUUUAACAAACAAAUAAGGACCAACACGGGUGAUAAAAUUCAUCAUUGCAAUGACUGUGGAAAAGUAUUCAAGGAUUCCCGAAAUUUUCAGAGGCAUAAAAUAACACAUACUGAUAAAAAGCCUUAUGAAUGUGAUGUGUGUGGAAAGAAAUUUAACCAAUCAGGUAACUUGCAGAGACACAAGGGGACCCAUAAAGGUCAAGGUCAAAAAACCUUUAUAUGUGAUGUCUGUGGGAAAACAUUCAAUCGAUCAGACCACUUAGAGGUACAUAUAAGAAAGCAUAAUUAUGGUGAAAUGCCACGUGCCGGUGAUGUGUAUGGAAAGUCAUUCAAUGAUUUAUGUAGAUUCAAAAUGCACUCCGGGAUUCACACAGGUGAGGAACCUCAUAAGUGUGAUGUAUGUGGAAAGGCAUUCAGACAAUUAAAAGGCUUAAGGAAACACGUAAAACACACACAGGUGAAAAACCUUUUGGGUGUGAUGAAUGUGGAAAGGCAUUCAGCAGAUUGGAUAACUUAAAGCGUCAUAUGAGGACACAUACAGGUGAAAAACCUUUUGAAUGUGAUGUGUGUGGAAGGCCAUUUAGCAGAUCGUAUAGCUUAAGGCAUCACAUGACGACACAUACAGUAGAAAAACCUUUUACCUGUGAUUUGUGUGGGAAAGCGUACAAAAAGUCGGAUUACUUAAAGCGUCAUAUGAGGAUACACACAGGUGAAAAACCUUUUGAAUGUGAUGUGUGUGGAAAGGCAUUCAGCAAAUCGUUUUCUUUAAAGUAUCACAUGAGGUCACAUACAGGUGAUAAACCUUAUGCAUGUGAUUUGUGUGGAAAAGCGUACAUGCAGUUUUAUGACCUAAAGAGACAUAUGAGGACGCACAGAGCUGAAAAACCUUUUGAAUGCAUUGUGUGUGGAAAGGAAUUUAAGCAAUCGGAUACUUUACGGAAACAUAAGAGGCUGCAUUCAAUCCAAAAUCGUUAUGGGUGUAACAUAUGUGAGAAAAUCUUCAGUCGAUUUGAUAACUUACAGAGACACAUAAACAUACACACUGGCAAGAAUCCUUUUA
Molecule: messenger RNA, 2077 nt
Organism: Saccostrea cuccullata (small rock oyster)
Lineage: Eukaryota; Metazoa; Mollusca; Bivalvia; Ostreida; Ostreidae
Product: zinc finger protein 845-like
Exons: 1
Coding region: 86-1534 (482 amino acids)
Biological process (GO): regulation of transcription by RNA polymerase II
Molecular function (GO): DNA-binding transcription factor activity, RNA polymerase II-specific; RNA polymerase II cis-regulatory region sequence-specific DNA binding
Source: RefSeq, a predicted model, not a curated record